Polypterus senegalus (gray bichir) is the source of this 1352-nucleotide messenger RNA. Its product is annotated as G2/M phase-specific E3 ubiquitin-protein ligase-like. NCBI's taxonomy places the organism in Eukaryota, Metazoa, Chordata, Cladistia, Polypteriformes, Polypteridae. The record is from RefSeq and is a predicted model, not a curated record. The transcript has 11 exons. The coding region runs from base 153 to 1352 and encodes 399 amino acids. Gene Ontology annotation, molecular function: ubiquitin-protein transferase activity.
GAAAAUUCUCUCCUGAUGAGACUGAUGAUGAGGAAUCUGAGUUAUGCAUUGUGAAAAGCAAAUGCAAGGUUAUUUGUCCAAUAUGCACUAAGGACUUUCCUGAAGAUGAGAUCACAGUCCACGCAAGUCUGUGUGGGGAUAGCUUUCAAUGCAUGGUGCCUGAAGAAAAUGACCAAACUACAUGCACACCAACUCAAACUUCAGUAUGCACAACAGACAGCGUGGAAGAUGUAUUGCGUUGCCUUGAACAACAAGUCGACACCACAACAGAAUUUAAGUUGUGUGUGGACAGAGAAGACCUUCCAGACAGAGGCAUUCUCCAGUGGCAGAGAAAAAAAUCUGCAUCUCCCACCAGUGUUCUUAGGGUGGUUUUCAUUGGAGAGGCAGGCGUGGAUACAGGAGCACUUAGGAAAGAGUUUUUGAGUGACAUGAUUUCAGGUAUUGAAAGCAGAUUCUUUGAAGGACCUGAGAACAAGGGCAAAAACCCCAAGUAUUCUCUGACCGAUCUUGAUAAUGAAAACUUCAGAACUGUUGGUGAAAUAAUUGCAGUCAGCCUCGCCCAAGGAGGCCCAUCUCCUGCCUUUUUCAAAGAAUGGUGCUACAAUUUCCUCUGCUCAGGAGAGGUUGAUUUCAGCUGUCUGUCUAAGGAGGAUGUUGCAGAUGUGGAAUCUUCCCUGCUCAUCAGCAAAGUUGAAGAUGCAGCAGACAUACAGUCUCUGAUGUUGUGGGCUGAUGAAAUUGUCACCUGUGGAUACACAAACCAGAUAAAGAUGGAUAGUAAGGAAAGCAUGAUACGUGCCAUUGUCUUACACUCUACAACAAGACUGAUUCCAAUGCUACAGCAGCUCAGAAAGGGCAUGGAACUGUAUGGUCUUGUGAACCUGAUGGCUGUAAAUCCUGAAGCUUGCCACAGUUUGUUUGUGCCUGGGAAAAUCCUCAAACCAGACGCUGAUUUCAUUAUGAUGAGCUGCCAACCACAUUUCAGUGAAAAGGGGACAUCUAGGGAGAGAACUGAGAGGAAGAUCAUAAAUUUUUUGCAAGAUUUCUUGCAGGAGAUUGAAGCAUCAGAAAAGACUUCAGAAACAUUUUCAAACAUCACAGAUGGAAACACAGGCGGUGCAGGUGGUGAAAAAUCAGAGUCUCUUGCUGUCCAGCAUGUGCUCCAGUGGAUGACCGGCCAGUCCCAUGUUCCCAUCCUUCCUGAUGAAAAGAGACAUUUCAAAAUAACAUGCAAGUUUGACCACGAAUGUAAGGAGCGGCUGGGAGAUCACUCAAUUUGUUACCCAGUUGUGAGCAUGCACUUGUACUGUGACUUUUCCAGUGCAGCAUCUGGACACGUACACAAUGUUUAA